AUGUGGCUUUUGGCCGGAUUUGGUAUGAUGGCUUUGGCUGCAGGUGAGACAUACCGUGGUGUCACCAAUGUUGUGUUUGACGAUGUCAACCAAGCUUUUGGGAUCCUUGCCGGGCACAUAAGUUGGACACCUCCAUCCGACAUGACAGAUGUUGACGGUUACCGGUUUCUGAUCACGACUAAUGCUGACGGCGGCAUUGUCUAUGGUGGGACUCCGGAUCUAUCGAGGCUGAGAGAACUGGAGCAUCCAGGCCUUGGAGGAGUUCUUCCUCGUACCUACACCAACUUCACGCUUGCAGAGACUCUCCGCCAGGCAAUAACUUAUGCCCCUGACAUCACGCCCCCACGCUACUUGCAAGUUUACACCAUCAUCGAUGGACAGUGGCAAUACGCUUCGGAGCUUGCCCCUUCUGCCAUCAUCCCGAUCUAUGACCGCGGCGGGAACUUCUCCACCCUCCCGUUUGAGACCCAGCACGUGGUAUUUGCAGAUGCAGAUCCUCGCUGUGGGUACGUUGGAGGAGGCCUUUCGUUCGUGGUCCCCUCCGAUGCUGACUUCACUUACAUCAGCUCCUGGAGAGUUUAUUUUGCAGAGGAUCCCAUGGGCACGAAUCCGACAUCCACCGUAGAGCUGCCGUUUGCGCUCAGCAACUUCUUCAAUGUCUCUGACUACAUCGGCUCUCGGUCAGUCUUAAUUAUUGCCGGCGCCACUGACACUGGAGACAUCACGCUGUCCAUAGCCAUAGACGACGCAUGCAGUAACACGACAAUCACUACAAGCUCCUCCCCUGGCUCCUCCCUUCCCCUCCCUGGCAACACAUCCGUCGGAGAGUCAAACGCGACGAUAGCCGCCGUUCCCCAGGUUGGGUGGCUCUUGGCCUCUGGAGUUGCUCCGCCUGAGCGGAACAGCCAUGCGUCUGCCCUGGAUGAUGGCCGCUUCUGGGUUUUCGGAGGAGCCGAUUACGAGGGCAGGGAGAAGAGUGACCUCUGGCACUACACGGUUGAGGCCGCCUGGACGUUGGUCGAUGAGGGCUCCGGGCCCUCCGCGCGUUCGUUGCACUCCGCUGCCGCGGCCGCAGGGCGCUUCUGGAUCUUCGGAGGUACUCAAUUUUCCACAGGGCUUGUUCUGGGCGACCUUUGGUACUUUGAGGGCGAGGCCUGGGUGCAGGCGGAUGCGGGGUCUGGGCCGUCCCCGCGCUUCAGCCACUACUCAGCCAUGGCUCCGAACCGCCUCUGGGUCUUCGGAGGCGGAGGAAGUGACUUCAGUGUUCUGAGUGACCUCUGGCACUUCACUCCGGAUGUGGGCUGGACGAGCCUCCCAGGUUCGGAGACCUGGCCGUCGCCGCGCUAUUACGGUGCCGCGGAAGCGGACUCUUCCGGGCGUUUCUGGAUCUUCGGAGGAGCGAACGCUGGCCAUCAUCACUUCAAUGACCUGUGGCACUUCACGGUUGAGGCGGGCUGGACUCUGGUGGAUGCUGGCUCCGGCUUCGCACCCUCCGCACGAGGAGGCUGCAGUUCUGCCAUGGAUGCGGCGGGACGCUUCUGGCUUUUCGGAGGCUAUGAUGCUGAUGCGUUUUUCGAGGAUCUCUGGUACUUCAUGGAGGCCUGGUUCUGGGCGGACAGCCCUGGCCUUUGGCCUGGUGCACGGACUUUGCAUUCCUCGGCCAUGGACGCUUUGGGCCGCUUCUGGCUCUUCGGAGGCACCAACGGGACCAACUUCGGCUCCUGCUGCACCAUGAACGACUUGUGGUACUUCGGUCCCGAG
Symbiodinium sp. CCMP2456 is the source of this 1761-nucleotide messenger RNA. The record is from the annotation of a GenBank genome assembly. Lineage: Eukaryota; Dinophyceae; Suessiales; Symbiodiniaceae.